Vanderwaltozyma polyspora DSM 70294 is the source of this 4107-nucleotide messenger RNA. RefSeq lists its product as uncharacterized. Gene Ontology annotation, molecular function: DNA-binding transcription factor activity, RNA polymerase II-specific; zinc ion binding; sequence-specific DNA binding. Bases 1 to 4107 code for a protein of 1368 amino acids. The record is from RefSeq and is a predicted model, not a curated record. The transcript has a single exon. Gene Ontology annotation, biological process: positive regulation of transcription by RNA polymerase II; DNA-templated transcription. Lineage: Eukaryota; Fungi; Ascomycota; Saccharomycetes; Saccharomycetales; Saccharomycetaceae.
AUGGCUCGUCCAAAGAAGGAAGUGUCUGAAGAGAAUAUUGAAAGAUUUCAGAGAGAGUUGGAAUUAGCAGGUGAUAAAGUCGAUGUACUAUUACAAGAUAAAAAGGGCAGAUCAAGAUCGUGUCUAUUAUGUAGGAGAAGGAAACAAAGAUGUGACCAUAAGAUGCCAAGUUGUACGGCUUGUCUGAAAGCUGCGGUUAGAUGCGUACAGCCAGAAAGGUAUGCAUUAGGAUCAAAUACAAAAUCUCCAGAGUCAACUCCAUUAGAUGGCAAUGAUACAAGUAGUCCAAUGACAGAUGCAAGCGGUAACGACAUAUCGCGUUCUAGAACUCCAAUGACAAAUAAUUCACCAUCCCCUUCAGAUUGUAACAUUAUGAAUGCUACUGCUACUUCCAAUAAUAAUAAUGGCAACAAUAACAAGCAAGGUGUGAAAAAGGCAAAGAGUAAUAAUUUAAAAUCAAAUAAAUCUAAUAACAAUAAGGGCAAUGGUGAUGAGUAUACAUCAUUUCUAGAGAAAAAAUUAAAAUAUUUGGAAAAAAUGAUAAAUUUGCCGCCAACAAAUUCCUCAUAUAAGAGAAUGAAAACCCAAUAUAAAAAAAUUUCACAUUUAUUGGGUGAAAUUGGUGAUUUGGAAAAAUCAAUUAAUACAUUACAAAAUCAAGCUUCAAUUAUGAAACCUUCUAUAAUUAAACCACAACCUACUGUUAUGGGAGGUGUUAUACCAUCACCUAGAAUAACCUCUAGCUAUAGUAAUGCACCAUCACCAUCAUCUAAUAGUCCAAGUAUAUUGUUACCGUUGCCUGAUAAUAAUCAACCUAGAUUUGUACCGCUGAAUAGAUCGUAUCAACAAAAUAUGGGUACGCCUUAUCAAAUCAACAAGUAUGACAGUAAUAAUGAACACAAUAAUAUAAUUAAGAAUGGAAUAUCUUCAAUCGUUUCUCAUCCAUUUGAUUCCAUUGAUUUUACUAAGUGUAUAUUUUCAAAAUACAAUUUAAAAGAAUUCUAUUCUUAUGACCCAGCAUUUGAUUUUGAUGAAAAAUUAUCUAGAACAUUUUUGGAUAUUUUCUUCACAAGAUUACAAUUUAAAUAUCCAUUACUAGAUGAAAAUGAAAUUUACGAAUUUCAUGAUAGGUAUAUACGUAACGAUGUAUACUCAUUAUCAGAGAUCGAUUUCCAUUUUGCAUGUGGUAGGAUGUGGUUAGCAUUUAGUAUUAGUGCAUGUUUACACAUGACUACCGGUAAAUAUCGUGGAUUACCACCUGAAAGAUAUUUUUCUACUGCUAUAAGACAUAUAACUUUAUGUGGUAGCAACUUGAAUUAUGUGCAACAGGUUGAAAUUUUGACAUUGUUGGUAUUAUAUAUACUUCGAACGGAUCGCGACUCGUUGGUAUUAUACGAAAUAAUUAAAGAUGUCAUGAUGAUUGCAAAAAAUCAUUUAAAUUUAAAUCGUCUACAACCGAAUGAUCCAUUUGGAAAUAAGAAGCUGCGAUUAUUUUGGUGUAUCUAUUUGCUUGAAAGAAUGAUAUGUGUUGCGGUUGGUAGGCCAUAUACGAUAUCCGAGUCAGAGAUUGACUUACCAUUGUUUAGUAUUGACUCAUUCAAUACAAGCAAUGUCAAUGAUAAAGUUGGGAAAACCCAUGGUGUUCAUUUUAUCAAUCAGUCAUUAAAGUUAAGAAGAUUGGAAUCGCAAUUUGUUGAAGAUUUGAAAAUAAUUCCUCAGAGGAAUAACAGUAAUGAAUUUUUACAAAAACAGCUGCCCUUAGUAAAGAAAUACUUUUAUGACCUUGAAUUGUGGAGAUCUACAUGUUCCAAAGUUUAUGUUCGUAACUUCGAGAAUGAAACUUUGAAAUUGUAUUAUUAUAGAUCGGUAAGGUUAUUAAUCCAACCAUAUUUAGAGAUGCUGACACCUGAGGAUAAGUUAUUUAGAGAAUGUCAAGCCGCUGCGGGUCAGAUAUGCCAGUUAUAUAAGAUAUUUCAUCAAAAGACAGUCAAUGGUCAUUCAACACCCGCAGUUCAUACUGUUUUUGUUGCUGGUGUCACCUUAGUGUAUUGUAUGUGGCUUGCAAGAAACCACGAUGAUGAGAGAAGACGUAAAUUAGGAGAUGAAUCUAAGCAUACAAGACCGUUGGUAAGUGCAAGUUUAUUUUCUACAUUAGAUGAUCUUAGAGCUUGUUCUGUAUCUCUAUAUGUGAUGACUGAGCGUUCCAAUUUUGCAAGAACUUUUAGGGAUACAUUUGAUCAGCUGAUGAAUGCUACUAUAGGUAAUUUAAUUGAAAGAUGUGGUCCUGAUUCGAGUGAAUUAAUUUAUAUCUCUUCCGGAGAUGUCGAUGUAAUCUUGAGUAAUGACGAGAAUGGCCAAAUCAAAAGAAUUGAAAACAGUAACUCCGUUAAUAAUAAUAUUAUUGCUAGCAAGAAGAGCGAAACUGAUGGAAAAAAUGCGGAAAACAAUAACGGUAUAGUCAAUAAUAACGAUAAUAAUAGCAACAACAUCAAGAAGAACAGCAAUAUUGAUAUCAUGAAUCCAUCCAAUGCCGAUAGUAAUCAUAAAGCAAUAAGCAACAGCACAGAUAACAGUAAUGUUGCUUCUUCUGAUGCCAAUUUGAGAGAUUUAUCAUUACCGCCAAAGGAAGAAAAACACGAUAAAGGCAAGAAGCGUAAUGGUAUGCCUCCUGCAAUUAAUAGGAGAUUUGGUAGUAGGCAAAGUGAAGAACAUGUUGGAUUUGUUGAAGGAGCUCUAAUUCAAGAUGAUGCAGAGGAGCAAAGAGAAUUGAAAAAAAGACGGAUGGUAUUGGGUAAGAGUUCAAUUCCGGCAAGUCUAUCACAUUUAUUAGAUAUGGGAGAAGAUUCAACAGUUAGCGGUGGCACUACCGGCGCAACUCCUAUAACUUCCACAAUUAGCGCAUCUAGUGAAACCAGUAGUAGUAAUAUUGCUGAAGAGACACAACAAUACAUAGUUAAAAAACCGGUUACCAGUACUGAAUUUGAUUGGCAAUCUAAAUUUGAACAACAAGCUUUUUUACAACAAAGGUUUGCGCAACAAAAUUUGCAACUUUAUUUAUCUACACUAGGUAACAACAGCAACAACAACAACAACAACAACAACAACAGUAAUGGCCAAAGUAAUAAUAAUACCAAUACUGGAAAUGGUGGUGUGUUCGCGCCUGGUAUGAGUAGUAGUGAAGCGAUAAGACGAAUUUCAUCAAAUGUCUCUAUUUCGAAUUGUUAUUCUCCGCCAGCAAUCAGAAAUCUAACCGCUAACGGAUCGUUACCACCUGUUGAUGGAGGAGGGGCAGGGUUUGUAUCUGAUCCAGCCACAACUGGCAAUAUGACGACAUUACCAGUUGCAGGAGGGAAUUUGGUUAAUAGCACUAACAUGAUUGUAAACGGCAGUACUGGACUUGGUUCUCGCAACAGUAUCAUAAGCAAUAGCGGUAGCAGCAAUUUUGGAGUUAGCAUUGGACUUGUUGGCAACAGCAAUACCGGCAUGAAUGGCGUUGUUGAGCCAAAUAUUAAUAACUCUAGUGACAUUUUAUUGAGCAGUGGUACACAUGAUAUGAUCAACAAUAUAUCUACGUGGACCACCGACUCAGUCAAUAACUUGCUGAACAGUAAAAUAAACUAUCCGAUUGGAGAAACUGAUUCGUCAUCGACGAACAUUGGUGGUGGAGCCAAUAACCCAUCUAUUGGUAGCCAGUCCGAAGGUUACAUACCACAAGAUGCGGCGGCAGCGAUGCAUUUACAACAAGAAGAUAGAUCAGCUGAACCGACAGGACACAAUCAUCACCAUCAGUCAACACACACACCUUUCCAAUAUCAGCAACAAAACCAUGCAUCCACAGCAUUAGGGCUAGCAACGAGUCAAAGUCAGACGGCUGCUAUUUCAUCAUCGUCUGUUGAUAAUGGCGGUGUGUAUCAUAGUUAUCAUCAUCCAUCUGGUAUUACCAACAGUAGUAAUGCUACACCUAACGGUUUAGGUAUUGGUGGUGGUAGCAACAGUAACAACAAUAAUGCGCGGUUUUCAACAGGAGGAGCAUCGUGGGAUUCGUACACAUUGGCUCAAGGCGAAGAUUUUUGGACGGUUAAUGACGAUUAUGGGUUUCUGACGUAG